AGAUUUUGCCUUCGUUUGUUUUAAAGUCCAGGUUUACUGAAAAGCCAAAUUGUAUAAAUAAUAACUAAGACGAAUAAACGGGCUUUGCGAAACGCGAAUCCAUUGAAUUGUACAUUACUCGGACCAGACUGAAAGUAAAGCUCCCAAAACUUCAACACAAUGUCGGAAAUGCAAAUGGAUUGCGCACUGGAUCUAAUGCGCCGGCUGCCGCCCCAACAAAUCGAGAAGAAUUUAAUCGACUUAAUAGAUCUGGCACCAGACUUGUGUGAGGAUUUGCUGUCUUCAGUGGAUCAACCGUUGAAAAUUGCAAAAGAUAAAGAGCAUGGGAAGGACUAUUUGCUAUGCGACUACAACCGGGACGGUGACUCGUAUCGAUCGCCCUGGUCGAAUACUUACUAUCCACCACUAGAAGAUGGACAAAUGCCGUCGGAACGUUUAAGGAAGCUGGAAAUUGAAGCAAACUACGCUUUCGACCAGUACCGGGAGAUGUACUACGAAGGCGGCGUGUCCUCGGUGUAUCUGUGGGACUUGGAUCACGGCUUUGCCGCUGUAAUACUUAUUAAAAAAGCCGGCGAUGGCAGUAAAAUGAUUCGUGGCUGUUGGGACUCCAUACAUGUCGUGGAGGUGCAAGAGAAAACCACUGGACGCACGGCGCACUACAAACUGACGUCAACCGCCAUGCUGUGGUUGCAAACAAACAAGCAGGGCUCCGGCACUAUGAACUUGGGAGGAUCUCUCACCCGCCAGACUGAACAGGAUGCCAAUGUCAGCGAAUCGUCGCCCCACAUUGCCAACAUUGGCAAAAUGGUAGAGGAAAUGGAAAACAAAAUCCGCAACACUCUCAACGAAAUCUACUUCGGCAAAACGAAGGAUAUUGUGAACGGCUUGCGAAGCACGCAGUCGCUGGCCGAUCAGCGUCAGCAGGCGGCUAUGAAACAGGAUUUGGCAGCCGCAAUCCUAAGGCGCAAUGUCAAGCCGGAAUAAAACACAGCAUGCAAUUCAAUUAAAUGACAGAAACAUUUACAUUUACAUGCAAUUAUUGAUGUGGAGCAGGCCGAAUGGCAUACAAAAUAGAAUCAGAGCCCUUAGCAUUAUUUCAUCCUUAUAUGUAUUCUUAAAUCAAAAUGCAUUGCAGUUUUUUUCCAAAACUUUGUUAACUGAAAUUGUUAAAUUCCCAUAAACAACCAACACUUUAAAUUGUGCAUUUAGUUCUUCUAAACGAAUUCAAUUUAUUCGAAGCACAUUCAUAAAAAUAUAGUGCUUUCGUUACUAGAAUUUUAAAAAAGGCGAGCCCUAACAAAUUGGACUACUCUUAAAUAUUCAGCACACCAUGGUGCAAAUUAUGUCGGGGUUUGUUAAAAGAGCAAAGUAAGUUUUAUUGUAUUUUUAAACGUACAAGUAAAAUAAAGUGCGGUAUUUUUCUUUUAA
Messenger RNA from Scaptodrosophila lebanonensis, 1428 nucleotides. It is a transcript of the gene cpb, whose product is annotated as F-actin-capping protein subunit beta. Gene Ontology annotation, biological process: regulation of lamellipodium assembly; actin cytoskeleton organization; cell morphogenesis. The transcript is spliced from 2 exons. Bases 160 to 984 code for a protein of 274 amino acids. The record is from RefSeq and is a predicted model, not a curated record. Lineage: Eukaryota; Metazoa; Arthropoda; Insecta; Diptera; Drosophilidae. Gene Ontology annotation, molecular function: actin filament binding. Gene Ontology annotation, cellular component: F-actin capping protein complex; cytoplasm.